Molecule: messenger RNA, 5503 nt
Organism: Pseudomyrmex gracilis
Lineage: Eukaryota; Metazoa; Arthropoda; Insecta; Hymenoptera; Formicidae
Product: protein muscleblind
Exons: 10
Coding region: 2794-3630 (278 amino acids)
Molecular function (GO): metal ion binding
Source: RefSeq, a predicted model, not a curated record
ACGUCGUCGUCGUCGUCGCCGUCGUUCGUCGUUGCCGCAACUUUUCGUCGUCCAGGUCGUGCGCGUGCCUAGCCGCUAGCGGCUCGUUCAAGCUUCCCACACGGCGACGUUUGACAUUUCCGUUUGACCAUCAGAGAAACGUCAAAGACGCAUCUGGUGCGUGGGAGCGAAAGCAGAGACAGAGUGAGAGAGAAGGAAGAGGAAGAAAGAGAGAGAGAGAGAGAGAGGUAACAUCGGACGAACAGCAGCGAGAGAGAAAGCGGCAGCGUGCACGGAUCUGAGAAAGAAACGGCGGAACUCGUGUGAUCGGGGAAAGCUGAUUAUGAGUUGGAAUAUCGCAGCGGCGGGUCAGCAACGGGUAUUUAAGCCGGCUAACGCGUGAGAGAAAGAGAGUGAGAAAGAAAGAGGAAAAAAAAUACCAGAGAGCGGUCGUUUGUUUUUUCAUUCGCGAAACAACUCGCACGGUGAUUUGCGACCAGACGACGACGCAUCACGUCCGUGCGUGCGUCGUGCCCGCGAGAUCGCAACGGGGCAAAGUUUCGGAGUAAAAAUAAAAAGUGGAGAGGAAAGCGCGCCGAGAGGCGUCAGACACAGAGUUUUCCGGAGCAGUGGUGGUUAUUCGACAUAAUCGCGGGAUAUAAAUACACAAAAUAUAUUUAAGUGCCCGACAAGAAAUUUCGCUUUGGUGUUUUGUUGAUCGGUGAAGUGGAGUCGUCUCUUCCGAGUCGAUCCCGAAGAGAGGAGACCAGAAGAGAAGAAGAGCACCGCCGCACGACGAUCAUCGAGCGUCCACGCGUGACCGACAUCGCGGCAAGAUCGCGGCUGAGCGUUCCGCGUGUUUCGGAUCAAGAACAGCAGGAACCGGAGUUCGACCGUGCGGGAGGAGCCCAGCAGCGCACCAAAUAAAUGACGUAAAUCCGAGGAACGGAAGCGCAACGUCACUCGCUAACUCGCAAUUCUCUCCUUCCCCUCCCGAUCCCCCCCGCCCUGCCCUGUCCUACCUACCCCCCCGAAAACUCCCCCCUUUUUCUCUCUGUCUCGCCGAGCCUUUCCCUCUCCGUUGCACUCCUGGAACCCUUGCCUCUCUUCUUCUGUUCGGGUCCGACCCCGACACGACCCGGAGCCCAGGGCGCGACCCAGCCGCCGGACCUUCACCCUCUCUUUUCGCCACUACGCCCGCUUUGUCGCCCGCCGUCUUCACGAGCUUACACUCUUCUCUUCUCCAGUCCGUCUCCAUCAUCACUAUCUUUGCACGCUUCUUCGACGUCUGCAUCCGGCGUCGGCAUCUCGUCCACAUUCCCGGCUCUGUCCUCAUCUCCGUGAAGUUCCGAAACAACCGAUCCGCGCGCCGCCGUUCUCCCCGGCACCGGCAGGACGGCGCGUAAGGAUUAUCUCCACCUUUUCACGCACGGAGCGGCUCACCCGCCUACAUCUCCCGCCUGCUCUUCCUACCAUCUUAUCAGCAACGGUAUCGGCAGACCUCCGUGGUGAACACGGAUCUCGUACUCCAGCAUCACCAUCACCGUCCCGCUCCUUCCAGUAGACUCGCGAGACACACGCGUUGGUUUGAAACCGGCUUGAAGGACGCCACGACCGGCUUUUCGAGACACGCAUACGUAGGCAAACACAUAUACACACACACGCGCGCCCGUACACCCUCAGCGGCGACCAACUGCAGCCUGUGUGUAUAAAAGAAGAGAGAGAGGGAGAGAGAGAUACUCGGUACAAAAGCGCGCGAGCCUAGAGAGCACACUCCUACUGGUCGACGUUUAGCUUCGAAGGCUUUCAAGCUUUGCUCGACUACUACUACCACCGCCACUACUACUAUUACUACUAUUACUACCGCUACUACUACCACUACUACUACGCCCGGCUACAGCUUCUCGAGUGCGGCACGCUGCAAGAUCGAGAGAGGACAAGAAGUAUAGAGUGAACGAGAGAGAGAGAGAGAAAGGAGUCGAUAGACAAGAUCGACGACCUUACGCCAUCGUCUUAUCACCAGGAAUAGUGGCCACCAUCUCGCCUAAAACCGAACGGGGCCGCCUGAGCCUAAUCGCUGUCGAUAUAUAGCUUCACCUCUUCGCUUCUUCUUUUUCCCUUCUCCCCCUCCGACGAGAUAUAUCUAUAUUCAUCCUCUCCCCCGACUUUUAUCACCUUUCUCGGAAGAUUAUCGAACGGGUAAGCGCGUGUAGUAUUUGCCUCUUUCACACACGUCUCGGCCUAAACGAGAACAAAGAAUUUUAAAAGAGCCACGACGCAUUCCUCAACUCGCCGGAGUCGAUAUCGAGAGCGAGAAAGAAGCGAUAAGCCACGCUUGAAAACAAGCCGACGUUGCUGAUAAACGCGAGUCCCCGAUUCGCGAGACGACGAUUCGCGCUGAUAAAAUAACGCGCGAUAACAACACGACGACAAGGUUAAGCGCGCCGGUUCCGAGGGUGAGGAAGACACGAGAUCGCGAGACGCGGUACGAAGUUUCCCACGCGGAAUAUCCAGGAAAAGCAACCGUGCGUCGUCGCUAGACGUCGUGCGUUCAUCGGACAUUAAGAUCAUCGCAUCGCGCUUAAACGGGAGAUCUGUCGUAAGAUCAGUCGACGCGAGUGCAGAAGCAAAAGGAAGAGCCGGCCAUCACGUGGAAGAAUUUAGAGAGAGCGAAGCGGAAAACGAAGAGUAGUCUCUCUCUGUGGUGAAGUCAGUGGUAAAGAGAGAGUUCGGGACUUGCUCUCUCUCUCGCGCGCGCGGUAGAAGUCCAAGGAGCGUAACGCAGGAUUCUCGGUCUUCCGAAAGAGUGGAAGGAUGGCAAUGGUCAACAUGAAUAACCUACUGAACGGCAAGGACUCGCGGUGGCUCCAGUUGGAGGUUUGCAGGGAGUUCCAGCGCAACAAGUGCACCAGACCCGACACGGAGUGCAAGUUCGCUCAUCCGCCGGCUAACGUCGAGGUGCAGAAUGGACGGGUCACCGCCUGCUACGACAGUAUCAAGGGUCGAUGUAACAGAGAGAAGCCACCUUGCAAGUAUUUCCACCCACCGCAGCAUCUGAAGGAUCAACUUCUGAUAAACGGUCGUAACCAUCUAGCGCUGAAAAACGCGCUGAUGCAGCAGAUUCAACAGGGUCUCACGCCGGGGCAACCCCUCGUGCCCGGGCAGGUACCCGCAGUGGAGGCACCGGCACCUCCGGCACCACACCAUCACCUUCAACAGCAAAUCCAGCAGCAACUUCUCGCUACCCACGCCUUUAUGGCGACGAAUCCGUACCUGACCGGUAUGCCGCAGGUUGGCAAUACGUACAGCCCGUACUUUGCGCCUAGCCCAAUCAUGCCGGCGAUAAUGGGUCCGGCGGACCCAACGGGCGUCGGGAGUCCGCUCGGCGUGGUGCCCCAGACGGUGGCGAUGCCGCAGAAGAUGCCGCGUACCGACCGCCUCGAGAUGGACAUGAAGUCUGUCGGGUCGUUCUACUACGAGAACUUUGCCUUCCCAGGGAUGGUUCCGUAUAAACGACCGGCGGCCGACAAGUCCGGCGUGCCGGUCUAUCAGCCUACCGGCGCGACGACCUAUCAGCAGUUAAUGCAGCUACAGCAGCCCUUCGUGCCUGUGUCAUUUACUGGACACCCUCCCGGUGUGCCAAGAUUUUAAUCGUCAAGUGUGCAACCGUCCCGCCUGCAAGUUUAUUCAUCUCACCGACGGAAACGUGGAAGUGAUCGAGAACCGCGUAACGGUGUGCAGGGACGCAGUAAAGGGCGCGUGCUUGCGACCCCAGUGUAAAUAUUACCACAUACCGGUCGCAUUACCACCGGCGCCUCUGAUGGCGAUCGCAUCAUCUGCCUCGUCCUAAGGGUUGCUGUCGCCAGCGACUAACGCGCCGCGGGGAAGCGAGAGAGGAAGAUGGAUCUGAUGAGCUCUUCUGCGCGAACACGCAUCCUCCGUGCACUGUCGAGAGAUUGUGCGUCGAAGCGACAUCAGCAGCGACGAUCCGGGCGAGAGCGAAAAGCGAGCGGGAAGAAAAAUGUCUCUUCGUCCGUCUUGUUCGAUUUAGGUUUAACAUCGCGCCGAUAUUCCUUCGCGACACUCUUCUCCGACAUCUGUGCGCGCUCGCAACGCACGAAUGUGCGAACGCGCGUGACGACGGAGAAGCAACACCCUCGGAAGCGAGAAGCAGGAGGGAUACGGUACCGAUGAGAUUUCCGUGCGAAGUCGAAAAGGGAAGGAAGAAAAUAUACAAAGAGAGAGAGAGAGAAUGUGUGUGUAUGUAUGUGUGUGUGUAUGUCAAAGAUUUUUUUAUAUUUAUCAAAGUUGCGUGAAGAGGAAACGCCGAAACUGAAAGAAAAUGAUCUGACAGGCGGUCGUGGAGGUUGAAAAAUCGACGCUUGCGAAUCCCGGCGCAACAGCAGGGGUUGUAGAAUCAUCGGAAUAUUUGUUACAGACACAUUGAGCUAGUAAACAAAGUCUUCCUCGUCUUUAUUUCCUUUCGACUUUUACAUAUUUGGCUUCCUUACGAAUCGCAGACGCGAGUCGCGCGGCUAAGCCGGACUCUUUCAACUUCCACGAUUUCCUUCUGUUUUUUUUCUCGAUAACCUGCUCGUGUCACGAAGAAGACAGUCUGCGACGGGGGAGAACAACGAGCGACGUUUCGUCCCUACGGAUGAACGUCAAACGCGAAUACGUCGGGACUCCAUUCUUCUCGCGAUCGAGCGAGUUAGCGAACAAUUACUCGCGAUUCACCGUUGUUCGAGUUUCCGCGACGCAGCGGAGCUCUCCCUUUUUCGAUCUUGAUCGGCGAUCGAUGAAGGCAGCUUUCUCGGGAGUGAAACAUGGAAAAAAGAGAGUGUGAUUUUUUUUUAUUCCCUCGGACUGCUCUCUUUGUUGUGUACGCGUAUAAUAAAUAUAUCGGAGAGGAGAUUAAUGAAAGUAGCAUCAUUUUACUAAGUAACAUCAUUUUACGAAAAAAGGAAUCUCAAGUGUUACCUCACGUUGUUCGUCUUGGUUCAUUGCGAGAGUAAGAUGUUCGUUUUGUUUCUAAAAUACAUCUCGCGUGUUUAAUAUUAAUAAGAAAUUUUAUACUCUCCGCGUUUGUGUUCGAGAAAGCUGCUUAACUCUAUCAUUUUCUUCCUUUUCCCUUGACUCACCGCACGCGUUCAGUGUCUUGAUUCGCCGUGACGUGCGAUGCGCGUUCGCAACACGAAGAUACGAGAAAACCCGAAGAGAGAGAGAGAGAGAAAGAAAAAGAGAAUGUCUCGAAAUAUAUUGUUCUAUAAUGGCGUAUAAAUAUUAUACAUAAUAUACAUAUAUAUAUAAUUAUAUAUAUAUAUAUAUAUAUAUAUUCACGCGAGAUUCCGGCGUGUGUGAGAGAAAUCGUAAUAUUGUACCGUAAGUAGACUAGCUAGGGGUCGUGAAUCGACACGACGAAACGAAACGAAAGAAACCGUUGAUUACUGAGGAGAAAGAGAAACGUAAAAAAAAACAUAAGAAUGUAGAAACGCGACGAUAAAGAAAAAGAAAGAAAAAAAUA